Messenger RNA from Arachis ipaensis, 1139 nucleotides. RefSeq names its product HVA22 homolog A (gene HVA22A). The record is from RefSeq and is a predicted model, not a curated record. Lineage: Eukaryota; Viridiplantae; Streptophyta; Magnoliopsida; Fabales; Fabaceae.
GGAAUAACGGAAUAACGUCGGCAGCGGUAAUUUGGUAAUUAUAGGGAAAAAGGAGGGUUCCUUGGAAUUGGCGAAUGUUUGUUUAUUUUUGGGGCGCCACCAAAACCCACCCAGACCGGACUACUACCUUGCCACGACAGCACCACCUGCACCACCCUUCCUUUCUUUAAUCCCCAAAUUACAACCACCGCUUUUCCCUCACACAUGUCUUCUUCUCUUCUCUAACACAGUAACGCCACAACCCUCUCUCUCUCUCUCUCUCUCUCUGCAUUGAGCAACUCAUCUCACUAAUAGAAGCAGCCCUAACUUAGUUUCUCACACACAAAUUCUGAGUUCAGACACUGAAAACAGUACUCAUAGAUCGAUCAAAGAUGGGAUCUGGAGCUGGAAACUUCAUCAAAGUCAUUCUCAAGAACUUUGAUGUUCUUGCUGGCUGCUACUUUUUCUGUUGCAGGCCGGUGAUUAGUCUUGUUUAUCCUCUGUAUGCUUCAGUUAGGGCAAUUGAGAGCAAGUCACCUGUGGAUGAUCAGCAGUGGCUCACUUACUGGGUUCUCUAUUCCAUGAUCACUCUCUUUGAACUCACCUUCGCCAAACUUCUUGAAUGGAUUCCUAUAUGGCCCUACGCUAAGCUGAUUAUAACCUGCUGGUUGGUCCUUCCAUACUUUAGUGGUGCUGCUUAUGUUUACGAGCAUUAUGUGAGACCUUUCUUUGUUAAUCCUCAGACAGUUAACAUCUGGUAUGUUCCAAGUAAAAAGGACAAAUUGGGUAAGAAAGAGGACAUUCUAACUGCUGCCGAGAAGUACAUCCAAGAGAAUGGAACACAAGAAUUUGAGAAUCUCAUCCAUAGGGCUGAUAAAUCAAGAAGCGAUGGUGGUUAUUACUCAAUGUACCACGAUGAGACCUAUUGAAUGCAAUCUUUUUAAGCUUGUCUUUUGGAGAUACGGGAUGAAUAUACAUGUCAGCAUGUGACUAUAACUUAAGUUUUUCAUAUUCUCCUUUCUGUGAAUUGUUCUGUUAUGGUGUAAUUAUUUCAUGCGUACUAAUCUUAUGCGUUCUGUAAUGGCUAUGCUAUGACACAUGGUAUAUAUUAUAUAGAGAUAACGGAGUCGGCAGAGGAGAUGCUUGUUGAUUCAGUUUUU